AUGGCCACGGCCACCGUCCUCGCACCGAGCGCCCACUACCCAACUCAGACCUCGUACUCGUCCGGCUACCCCCAGCAUCCUCCGCCCGCAGCCGCCAACUCGAGCAACAUGAUGACCACGGAGCCGCGCCGAUCAUCCGACGACAACGAGUCGACCGGUCGCCAGUCGCUACCGUCCAUUUCCGAGGUCAUCUCGGGCGCGCGACCUGGCCAGUAUCCGCCAGCCCACGCUGGCUUGCAGUCGGGCCCGGGACUGCCCUCUCCCUUCACCCAGGCCAACCACCAGUAUCCUGAAGCCGACAAGCGAUCCUCCCCGCAACCUGUGCAUCCGGCGUCGGGCUUUCCCCAAAGACCGGAGCCUCUACCCGCCCUCACGGACUCGCCACGGCCGCCUUUCACCGGCCGCCACAGCCUGCCGCCGGUGUCUGACCGACGUCCCACGCCUCCAGCCAAAUCCGAGAUUGCACACCAGCAUGCCGCGAAGCCGUCCGACUCACAUCCCCAGAACGGCGCCUAUGCACACCCGCCGCCGCCGCCUCCCCCGGCACCGACUUCUCAUCCAACCUCGCACCCAUACCAGCCAGGUCAGCUCCCACCUGGCCAGGUGCCGCUCCCUAACUACCCCAUCUCGCCACGCCACGGUGUCCCGAUUGCCCCUGGCCACUACGAUCCCCGCGGCCAGCCUGUGCAUCCCGACGAUGCAGACUUCGCCAACCGAGCACGAUACGAUCCGUCGUUGAGCCGGCACUUUGAGACGUGGAACUACCAGGACUCCUUGAGUCGAAUUGGGUCCUCCUCCCGCACCAUCUUCAAUUUCGCCGAAGCAUAUACCCGAAUCGCACGGGAGCAACAUGGGUCGCAACCCAUCCCCCAACGAUUGCCGACGGAUCGAGAAGUCUCGGAGAUGCUUGCAAAUGUCGACUUGAUCAAGCGCUCUCUCGAACAGGUCAAGGACGCGGUGCAGGCGUCCAUUCAAAGCGAGCGGGCCCGCGAAGGGACCAAGGUCAAGGGCACGUACGAAGAGGACCACGACAUUCCCAUGUACGGGGACGGCAUGAAACCCCAAUAUGCCAUGCAGCACGAGGUCAAGAAGAGACGAGGCCGAGCCGCUCCGCCCGGGCGAUGCCAUAGCUGCAACAGGAUCGACACACCCGAGUGGAGGCGAGGUCCCGACGGGGCUAGGACGCUAUGCAACGCGUGCGGCUUGCACUACGCGAAACUGGAACGGAAGCGGCAACUGGAGGCGCGGUCCAUACGGCCGAAGCCUGAGGACCGGUCAUGA
Molecule: messenger RNA, 1281 nt
Organism: Purpureocillium lilacinum
Lineage: Eukaryota; Fungi; Ascomycota; Sordariomycetes; Hypocreales; Ophiocordycipitaceae
Biological process (GO): regulation of DNA-templated transcription
Molecular function (GO): zinc ion binding; sequence-specific DNA binding
Source: RefSeq, a predicted model, not a curated record